Molecule: messenger RNA, 2027 nt
Organism: Spea bombifrons (plains spadefoot toad)
Lineage: Eukaryota; Metazoa; Chordata; Amphibia; Anura; Pelobatidae
Product: apolipoprotein A-I-like
Exons: 6
Coding region: 95-1663 (522 amino acids)
Biological process (GO): lipid transport; lipoprotein metabolic process
Cellular component (GO): extracellular region
Molecular function (GO): lipid binding
Source: RefSeq, a predicted model, not a curated record
UACACAUACUUAUACGAUACGUAUAUCAUUGUCCCUUCUUUUACGCUACAAAUCUUUGUGUAUUUGCAGGUUAGCGUAAGAGUAAUUGGCAAUCAUGAAAGGUUUGGUGAUUAGCCUUGCACUCCUGUUCCUUACAGGAACACAAGCCCGUUUUUUAUGGCAGAAUGAGGAACCCCAUACACCUAUUCAGCAGGCCAGAGAGGUUAUUGAGAGUUACCUAAACAAAGUAAGGGACAUUGGGAGAGAAGCUGUGAACCAAAUAGAGUCCUCAGACUUUGGAAAACAACUUGACCUUAAAAUCACAGAAAAGUUUGACACUCUAAGCAGCAAUGCUCUCAACCUGAAGAAACAGCUGAACCCCUAUGUUGAUCAAGUCAGGGAACAGGUUUCCAAGGAGUUGGAGAAAGACAUUCCCAUCAUCAAGGAGAAGAUCCGUCCCAUUCUGGAAGUUUUCCAGAAACGCUGGGUUGAGGAGGUAAAGGCUUACAGAGAGAAAGUGGCCCCAUUGAGUGCUGAGCUCCACAGACAGACCAAGGAGAAUCUGCAAGCUUUUGCCAAGAGGGUUUUGCCCCUUGCUGAAGAAGUGAGAGAUAAGCUCCGUUCUGAAGUUGACACCCUACGCACCGAUUUGGCUCCCUACAGCAAUGAGAUCAGACAAAAGGUGGUCGACAAACUCGAAGAAAUCAAAGCUAAUGCAGGUCCCCGUGCAGAGGAGUACAGAGCUCAGGUUUCCCAGUACAUUGAGAAUCUGAAGGAAAGAUUUGCACCAGUUGCCCAGAACAUCAGGGAACGCCUGUUGCCUGUUGCUGAGGAAGCCAAAACCAAGCUCGCCAAGCUUGUGGAAGUUGUGAGGGCCAAGCUUAACCAACAAGCAUACAUUGCAGACAUGAAAAUCCUGAUUUUGACAUCCACACUGCUGUUCCUCACAGGAACACAAGGACGUUUUCUGUGGCAGAAUGAGGAAUCAAAAUCCUUUGACAGUGAUGUCCUAAAGUAUGCUGAAAAUAUUUUUCGACUUUAUGUUAAUGCUGGAAAAGACUUUGUGAAAAAUUUGGAGUCAUCAGAUUUUGCCAAAGAGCUAAAAGUCAAGGAAAACCUUGACUUUUUGAGAACAGAAUUAAAUAAUGCAUGGGAUAAUGUUGAUAAAUAUGUAGAUAAAAGUUUGGAAGAGGUGAAGCAGGAGAUUAAGAAGGACUAUCCAGUGUUCGUGACAAAAGUUGUCCCUGUCCUCGAAGAAUUCAAAAACAAGUGGGAAGAGAAUGCACUGAGUAUUGCAAAAGAUUUCUUAAAAGUGGCGCUCAACCUCUUUGGUGGCAUUAAAACAGAAUUUCAAAGCUUCUUUAAAAACAUAGAACCUAUUGCAGAGAAAGGACGUGACACACUACGCUCUGAGGUUGAAGCACUACGCACCAAACUGGCUCCUUACAUAGAUGAUCUUCGCGAAGAGGUGAAAAGGAAUCGAGAAGAAUUGAAGGAUGAGUUUGGUAAAAUUGGAAAAGAACUAAGAGAGGCUAUAACGAAAGAACUGACUGAAAUAACAGAGCUUGUUAAGCCAUAUAUAGAUAAACUGAAGGAGCGGUUUGACCCAUAUGCAGAAGAACUGAAAAAGGAACUGAGUGAAAUUAUUGAAGAUAUCAGAUCAUCUUACAAAAAUGAUUCUUAAAAAACAUAAAAGAGGUGUUUGGGCCCCUUUACUGAAGAAUUGAAAAUGAACUGAAUGAAAUCACUGAAGAAAAUUAAGCUUAAAUAUCACUCGAGAUAAGGAUCCAGAAAAUUGUACCUCUCUUAUUCCACACCCCCAACUCAAUCUCUCUCUGUCUUCCCUUCCACUAAUAUUCUUGGCUAGUUUAUAAACAAAUGUGGAGGAUUAAACCUCUUAACUUAUUAUUACUUGAUCAAAUAAAAAUUUGAUAUCUGCUAAUUUAUAUUCUUUUUAUGUUUCUCCUUACUUAUUUGCCAAAGCCGUGUGCCAAAAGCUCAAAUUAUCUUUCUGAUAUUGCUUACAAAAUAAAAUGAUUUUCUAGAUU